Amoebophrya sp. A25 is the source of this 3125-nucleotide messenger RNA. The record is from the annotation of a GenBank genome assembly. NCBI's taxonomy places the organism in Eukaryota, Dinophyceae, Syndiniales, Amoebophryaceae.
AGGAAGCGAAAGCAUAGAAUUUUGGCCUGGCCAUUGAUUUAUUACUCAGCAACUUGGAGUUUUCUCAAGGACAAAGCUAGCGGCCGAUAGGCCGCUUAUAAAUAAACAGAGCAUUUUUAUUUUAUUUUCGAUUAUUCAGUAUCAGUUUUCAUUCUUGGUGUUGGCUUUUGCAAAUCAACAAAUAUGAUGUUGACAUAUCGUUUCGUUCUUGCUGCGGCGUCCCUCAGCCUCCAGUCGGUUCUGGGCAGUUUUGUCAAAGGUAAAAAUGAGAAAAAGGACACCACCUUCCUGCCAGCCGAGAUCUGGAACCACGUGCACUCGUCUGGUAUGGAUGAUGUUUAUUCUCCCAUCUUUAUCAGACCAUGAUCGAGGCUCCUCCCUUAGUAGGUUGUGCGUUUGAUGUAGUGAGGGGAAUAGUAGGGGAGCCGUGAUCGUCUGGCCUUCGAGGGGAGAAAAAACAUCAUCCAUAUUCGGGGCGGACAAAGAGUUACCCCGCGGCUACACCUACGGCGAAAUGGAGACUACACGUAAAAACCUGGAAGCGUUCUAUCAAAAACUGAAGUACGCAGCAGUCGAUGAAUUGUUGAAACAGCGUUUGGGUUUGCCUUCGUCCUCUGAGUCUGUGUGUGCAUCAACGAACAAUACGGAAGGAGCUGCAAAGAUCGAACCUCCGUCCAAAGCGAUGGGAAGAGGAGGAGAACCUCCAUUCAAAGCGAUGGGAGGAGGAGAACCUCCGUUCAAAGCGAUGGGAGGAGGAGAACCAUCCAGCACGGCGAUGGAGGCAGGAGAACCGUCCAUCAACUCCAAGGUGAUGGAAGGAAAAAAACAACAUCUUCUUUCUGAGAUCAUCAAAAAGACUGUGCUACAAAAAGUCCUUAGACGCAAGGCCCGCUUGGGACCGGAACACCCCGACUCCGGAGCCGCGGUCGUAGAGAAACUUGCGGGCAGUCUUCUUGCUAGUAUUGAUUAAGGCACUUCUCGUUCUCACGAUAAUAAUUCAUCUUACACGUGUUACUUCACAGCCAAGUAGAAGCGCUCGCGAUGUUAUAAUUUAUCCUCUAAGUUGGUUACUUGUUCUUGCACUUCACAGCCAAUUAUGGCCUUCAUUCUGUUCUACGUUUUCUUCUUCAAACUCUGAGAGCAUGUCAUGUGGGUAGGAGAUGAAUUAAUAUUGUGACCGCUAAAUUCAAAACAAAAAAGAAAAGUACUACAAUCAGUGGUGCGAAUAUUUCUUUCCGCACAGGCUUCGUCGUGAACCGUCGCUUACGCUUCCGCUCUUCGAUGUUAAGGUCAGCCUUUAUCCAUUUUUCUCGGCAUCUUAGUACCCUUUUCCCUUGUAUUCUCAUGAAAUACAAGCUAAAAGGGGCCAAGAUGAGGGGACCGAGAUGCAUCCUAGCGCACGCUAAUCAUGGAAGCGCUUAUUGCAGCGCGCCGCAGGAUGGCGCCUUAUCCCCUUUGGAUUCAGGACACAAAGACUUUAACCCUCUUCUGCUACACGGGUGGCUCUCGCAGGAUGUUUUCACCAAAUUACUACUGCGACGUAAUACGACUUUAUGGCUACGACCUCAACGCAUGUCCUCAGUAUCUUCAUCAUCCUUGGAGGUUCAUCUUGCUCUACUUGAAAUAGAAGAAGCACCUGUUUCUAAAGAUAUAAUCAUGACUCGUGCAGCUCUUAAGGAAGAUGCUACUGCGGUAGCUCUAACGCUCUAACGCCUGUGCAGCCGUCUGCUUCAGCCAGCACUUCGUCGUCUGCCAGCACUUCGUUUGCCAGUGAGCAAGAGCUAGAGGCAAGAACGAGCACAACAUCUUCCGACGACGUAGUGUUUGAUAUAUUAAUGAAGAUUGAACGCGAUCACAUUGAGCAAGGUCCAGACGCGCGAGCUUUUUUCUUUGACAAUGUAAUUCAAAGAAACAACCCAAAUGCCUACUACCCGAAGGUCUUUUUCAGGCAGGAAAACAAACUCGAUCAAGAGAACGGCGCAGAACUGCCAUUCGAGGACGAAAACCUUGCAGAUUUGAUCCAACCCGAUGAAGAACGUAUUUCGGUCACGAUUACCGAAACUUGGCCUUGGAGGGAUACUUCUACCGAGACCGGCCGUCCUGGGUGGAAAAAAGAUUUUGAUUUGUUAAGGCAGCUACCGCUCAAGCAUGUCCUAGUCCUUAGUAUCAUCAUCCUUGGUUCUUCUUUUUCUACUUGAGUAGAUCGGAGCACUUAUUCUUUACAUAGACAUAUGUUUGGCUACAAAGGAGCACUUAACGGACCACCAAGGAUAUGACACUCGUCAAGGAAGAUGCUACAGCGGUAGCUCCAAAGAUGUGGAAUAUAGCUAGGGGUCCUCUACGUCUACGCCGUUAUACAACGCGUGGUCUUGACCACCUCCUCCGAUCCUGGGAAGACGACAAAACCUUCGACGAAGAGGAUAAAUACAACGAAGAUACUUUUAUCGAGGAUCAUAAAGUUGAAAACUCAUCUAGUAAGGGUGAAAAUUUUCGUCCCGAUCAUAAAGAUCAUACAGAUCAUAGUCGUGAAGCCGCGAAGAUCGCAAAAGAGCUUUCUUUCCUCAUCCUCGAGGCGCCGAACCUGUUCACCUCAAUGACUUGCAACCUGGAUGAAAAUGGCCUCUGGCAUUCCUGCAAAGUGAUGUUUUGCCAAUACACUUUAUAUUAAAAAGUAAUUAAGCAUUUAGGUACACGCUAUACUCAUAUGUUGUUGUUGUCGUCCACAUCUUCUGUGGUGAGCCCAAGAUGCUUUUCCACGAUAUGACACAGUGGUUGGCCCAAGAUGCUUUUCCACGAUAAUUUCCGUUGUCCAAGUAAGUAUAUGAAAAAUCCAUUCCACACAAACGGACGAGACAACCUCGCCACUUACAGCAGCUAACAAGAGAAGGAAUGUUACAGGGUGUGUUUGCGAAUGUGCGCAUGUUGGAGGACACAGCGAAUGCUAGAAGACACACUGCAAAGGAACUUUGAUGGAAGUGCCUUAGCGGUUCCACCUCCUCUACCGCCUAAGUGUGCCCCUGAUGAACAUUAUGUUGUACAAAAACGGACAUUUAGAUGGCCUGAGGGUGUCUCGAGUUUUUUCUGCAAAUUGGUUUUCCUUCUUUUUCUUCCACGAUCCAGCUUUU